Molecule: messenger RNA, 240 nt
Organism: Eimeria mitis
Lineage: Eukaryota; Apicomplexa; Conoidasida; Eucoccidiorida; Eimeriidae
Exons: 2
Coding region: 1-240 (79 amino acids)
Source: RefSeq, a predicted model, not a curated record
AUGAAGCAGCAGCAGCAGCAGCAGCAGCAGAAGAAGAAGAAGAAGCAGCAGCAGCAGCAGCAGCAGCAAUCGACUCACGAAAGCUGCGCUGGAAUGCUACUGCAGCAACAGCAGAAACUGCAGCAGCAGCAGCAGCAGCAGCAGCAGCAGCAGCAGGAGUCUCCCGUCGCCCCCCCCCAGCAGCAGGCAUCCGCCGCCCCGAAACCCUUCCCCACAACCACCAGCAGCAGCAGCGUUUAA